Molecule: messenger RNA, 10872 nt
Organism: Coregonus sp. 'balchen'
Lineage: Eukaryota; Metazoa; Chordata; Actinopteri; Salmoniformes; Salmonidae
Source: the annotation of a GenBank genome assembly
AUGGCUCCCGUCCUGUCCGGUGCCCCUCACAUCAAUCUGUCCAAACACAACUCCAGUCCCCUGGUGAGUACCUGCCUGGACAGAGGGUCAUCUCUCUAUCUCUCUCCCUGGCUGCACAACGCUCCAUCCUGUCUCUACUGUUUACCCCAGGGACACACACCUGCAUCUGGGGCCUCAUCUCUCACCCAGCUGUGUGUGUGUGUGUGUGUGGAUCAGACCUGCAUGAUACAGACACCAAGUCACUUCAGAUUUGACUAAUGGUUGAGUGAAUGCUGACCUGGGCAGCAGACUCUCUGUCUCUGACCUAAUCAACACAAACACACACAAUAACACACGUAUCUGUGUAUAACACACACACACACAAACGCACAUACACACACUUGUUGUUUCUCUCCCACUCUCAUCUUCACUGUCUCAUUGUCUUUAAUCCUAUAGAACUACAACCAAUUCGUUUUCUGGCUUGCAGUUGUCUUACAAAAUGGGUGAAUAUGUUUUAAUCUUCUCCUCUGUCUUGACAGCAGGUGGCAGAGAUCAGUUGGGGGAAUCUUCACAAACCUCUGUUACAUGGACCCAGAUUACCAGCCUCUAGGUAUGUAUUGGUCCAAGUCAGAUUGUAACAGUCCCGCAAAUUCACGUUUCAAUCUUUAACCCCAACCCUAAACUCAAUUGUCAAAGAUUGUACUUUGUCAUACCGAUAACGGAGUUGAGAUGCAUCUAGAUAUCAUUGGACAAGCUGUGUGUCUGGCUUUAUAGUUACCAAAAGACAGACAGACAUGAGUGGAUUCAUGACUUUUAUACUGUCCUCAGAGACUGGAACAGCUUCAUCCAACCAGAUCACACCAUUUAGAUUUUAGCAGACAAUAUUAUGCAGAACAAUUUGGGUUAAGUGCUUUGCUCAAAGUCACAGACAGAUUUUUCACCUAGUCGGCUCAGGGAUUCGAACCAGGGACCUUUCGGUUAUUGGUCCAACGCUCUUAACAGCGAGGCUGACGCCCUAGUAGUAGUACCAAACUGGCUCUACUGACAAUAACACAUUCUUCAUAGAUCAAUCAACCAUUACAUGAAACACUGGCCCUGUCCGAACACUCAUACUAGCGUACUAAAUUGUAUGUUAAAAACUUACAUUAUUUAGUAUGUGAAAUUUAGAAAAUAGUACUCCGAAUGAGUCAUCUAAUAUUAUUGUCCCCUGCACAAGGUGCACCUGUGUAAUUAUCAUGCUGUUUAAUCAUCUUCUUGAUAUGCCACACCUGUCAGGUGGAAAGAUUAUCUUUGCAAAGGAGAAAUGCUAACUAACAGGGAUGUAAACAAAUUUGUGCACAACAUUUGAGAGAAAUAAGCUUUCUGUGCGUAUGGAACAUUUCUGGUACCUUUUAUUUCAUUUAAUGAAACAUGGGACCAACACUUUACAUGUUGCAUUUAUAUUUUUAUUCAGUAUAAAUAUGCAGUACAAACUAUAGUUUCAAGUUACCUAUUCACACAAAAUGUAUUCAAAUAUACUACAUUUGGCCUCAGCCAUUCAUAAGAUGGGUGUGACACACCUCAUAUUGGUGGCUUGGUUUGUUCUGAUACACCUCAUCUUCAUAUAAUUCCAUAAUCUAUGGAGAUAAACUGUACUAUACUGGCAGACUAUCCCACAGAUAAAGUCAAUUUCCAUAAUAAAACACGCAAUUCUUCCAUCCAGGUAAUAUGCCCACAGUCAGCCAGUCUUUGCUCCCAUUAACAUUGCAUUACGUUGCCAAGCCUUGAUCCUUGACAGUGAAAGUAGCUUUCUCCACCAUUUUCUGUCACCUCUGACCAUCUGAACAGAUGACUGGGUUGUGAUUGGGACAGUGGUUUUAAAGGGUUACGUGGACAGGUCUGUUCAGACAUGCAUCUCCCAAGAAACACUGUUAAAUAGCUCAGCCUUUAGGUCCACCUUUGGACAGUCAAAGUCAGAGAGAGAGAGAGAGAGAGAGAGAGAGAGAGAGAGAGAGAGAAAAAGGGGAAGACAGAUAGAGAUCGAGAUAACACCUGAGGAUUAGGUGAGCUCCUCUUUUGGACUGGGAGUAGAGACAGGAGCAGGUGAGUGAAUGUUCUACUGUUUCUCUAAUGAAUGCCAUAUUUAUUAACAUGGUAAAUUCGACUAUUUGCUCAGUAUUUUGAUAUUGCAUGUACUGGUUAUCUUAUUUGUGGCGGGUAAUGGCAGGUGUUUUCAGUAAGAGUGUAAUUGAUAUAGAGAAAGAACAGAGAUAUAGGAGCAGUGGAUAGAGCAUUUCCAUAUAACGCUACAGGAGUGAGACUUUAGGGUUACUACGUGACACGUACCCCCACACUUUGGUGAGGAUUCAAACUCAUGGGAUAUCAUCCCUCUAAAUAGCAUCAUGGUUCCACUCAAGGUUUCUUUCCAAAUGUAGAUGGAGUUUCCUUGCAAUUGUCAUAUUGGGCUAGCUUAUAGGACUUGAGGACUGCAUCUUCUUCCAGGAGACAAUCUCCCUAAACACAGCAAUCUACAGUGACUAUGAAAUUGAUUAAAUGAUACAAUUUUACAUAUUACAGUGUUUAUUAUAAUCUAACAGUUGGAAAUAGAUUAGCAAACUGCAGGAACGGAUCAAUAUCAGCACACCACCACACACAGACUUACACUACACUUACGCCUUAACACACACACGUCCGUCACGUCUUUCUUUCUCUAUGUGAUAACAGUGUAAUAUACAUUAUAAGGAUUCCUAUGUUGACAUUCUUUAUUUGGGGGUCAAAGUUCACACAUUCAAGUUAAAAGAGCCCUUCGCACCUUCAGCUGGCCCUGGCUGCCGUUAACCAUUAACACCCUGCUCGCGGCCAUGGGAGAGUUGGCAUAGCAGGUUAAACUUCUUCUGGAGCUGUCAGCACUUUGCUAAAAUAUUCAAACAAAGGUCUUCAAGAGUGUAGAUCUUGGUGUGUGUGUGCACGUGUGCAUGAGUUAGGGAUUCACCCAUAAUGAUCGGCAGAAUACACUCCAGAGAUCUGUCAGUAAAGUAUCAAUCCGUGUAAUCAAUGACCCAUGGCCUUCAGCACAACCCCACAGUGAUAGAUGUCUAUGUCUCUUAUCUCUACGAAAAAUCAAGUAUUUUAUAUCUUUAUAUGUUUAUAUCUCAAUUCCUAUACCAGAUUUAUGUUGUGCAAUUGUUCCACCAAUUGUUCCACUGAUUGACUUCAAUUUAUCUGAGGGUGUAGUUACUGUACAGUAUGUACCUAUGAGUUGCUACAGAAUAGCUAUGUUUUACAGCACAUUGCGUUAUUGAUGUCAUUUGGCAAGCCUGAUAAUGUGGGAGGUUUAGGACAUUGAGAUUAGAUAAAAUCGGGUUUACCACUGCUACACACGGGAGGUUAGGUUUAGGGAGGAGAAAAAAGGUUUUGUAGGGAGGAGAAGGAAAGUUUGUGUGUGUAAGCAUUCUCACACUUGUCUGUAUUGCAGGAUAUGGCUGGGUAAAAAUAGAGGGUGACUGUGCGCACCAGUGUGUGGUGUGGUGUGGCGUGUUGUGUUCUUACCCUGUGAUGUCUGUUGUAGGACAUGGCUGGGUACAAGCCCAGGGUGAUAGUUCUGAGUAAGAAGCCAGGUCAUAGCUUUGGCUUCUUACUGAGGGUGGAGCAAGGCGAGGAUGGUCACCUGCUCAGGAACCUGGAGAUGGGUGGGCCGGCCGAGCUGGCGGGUUUGAAGGAUGGCGACCGCAUCCUCCGGGUCAACGGAACCUAUGUGGACGAAAUGGACCACUCACGGGUGAGGAGGGGGAGAUGACAGGGCUAGCAGCUGUCCAAUUCCACAUGAACCCCUAGCUUCUCCCACGUUUAUUGUAUUGAAAUUAUACAGGUGUAAGCAAUAUAGUAAUAGUAAGGUUAUAGUAUGGUAAUAACCUUAUCCUCUGAUAUUGUUCACACCUAUCAAGUCAUGUAAAGUGCCUGGAGUAGGGUACCAGUUUGGGUUUGGUAAAUGUGGAAUUACUAAAUAACUAUAAAGCUAUAAGUAUUGCUGUAGCAACAUACCAUGCUUUGUCCCAUCUUUUUGUGCUGUGUGUCCUGGGUUAGGUGGUGGACCUGGUGAAGGAGAGUGGUGUAUCCAUCACCUUCCAUGUUCUGGAUGUGGCGUCCUACAAGCAGGCCAAGACUGAGGGGGUGGACCUGUCUGACCCUCACCCCAAACCCACCCAGCCCACCAUGAACGGAGUGGCAGGAGAGGCACCCAAACCCAAACUCUGCUACCUGGCCAAGUCCAGCGGGGGCUACGGCUUCUCUUUGCGCUCUGUCAAAGGUGAGAGGGGUGGGGCACACACACACACAAUCUCUUUGGUUAUUUAUUUGACUGUGUGUGAUACGGCUAAUAAGACACACAGCAAUUAUUGUCAUCUCGGAUUAAAUUGUUUUGCUUGUUGAUCAAGCAAGAAAUAAACACAUUAUCAUUGUCUUGCAUGGUGUGGGCUUUUAAUAGCCAGCAGCAUAACACUCUGCAACCCACUGCUGGCUUCCCUAUGAAGCUAAGCAGGGUUGGUCCUGGUCAAUCCCUGGCUGGGAGACCAGAUGCUGCUGGAAGUGGCGUUGGAGGGCCAGUAGGAGGUACUGUUUCCCCAUGUCAAAAAAAAAUACACUACUGUUCAAAAGUUUGGGGUCACUUAGAAAUGUCCUUGUUUUCAAAAGAAAAGCAAUUUUUUGGUCCAUUAAAAUAACAUCAAAUUGAUCAGAAAUACAGUGUUGACAUUGUUAAUGUUGUAAAUGGCUAUUGUAGCUAGAAACUGAAGAUUUUUAAUGGAAUAUCUACAUAGGCGUACAGAGGCCCAUUAUCAGCAACCAUCAGUCCUGUGUUCCAAUGGCACGUUGUGUUUGCUAAUCCAAGUUUAUCAUUUAAAAAGGCUAAUUGAUCAUUAGAAAACCUUUUUGCAAGUAUGUUAGCACAGCUGAAAACUGUUGUGCUGAUUAAAUAAGCAAUAAAACUGGCCUUCUUGAGACUAGUUGAGUAUCUGGAGCAUCAGCAAUUGUGAGUUCGAUUACAGGCUCAAAAUGGCCAGAAACAAAUAACUUUCUUCUGAAACGCGUCAGUCUAUUCUUGCGAGAAAUUGCCAAGAAACUGAAGAUCUCGUACGACGCUGUGUACUAUUCCCUUCACAGAACAGCGCAAACUGUCUCUAACCAGAAUAGAAAGAGGAGUGGGAGGCCCCGGUGCACAACUGAGCAAGAGGACAAAUACAUUAGUGUCUAGUUUGAGAAACAGACGCCUCACAGGUCUUCAACUGGCAGCUUCAUUAAAUAGUACCCGCAAAACACCAGUCUCAACAUCAACAGUGAAGAGGCGACUCCGGGAUGCUGACCUUCUAGGCAGAGUUGCAAAGAAAAAGCCCAGUGUCUGUGUUCUUUUGCCCAUCUUAAUCUUUUCUUUUUAUUGGCCAGUCUGAGAUAUGGCUUUUUCUUUGCAACAUAAUUGCAAAAGGGUUUUCUAAUGAUCAAUUAGCCUUUUAAAAUGAUAAACUUGGAUUAGCAAACACAACGUGCCAUUGGAACACAGGACUGAUGGUUGCUGAUAAUGGGCCUCUGUACACCUAUGUAGAUAUUCCAUUUAAAAAAUCAGCUGUUUCCAGCUACAAUAGCCAUUUACAACAUUAACAAUGUCUACACUGUAUUUCUGAUCAAUUUGAUAAUUGCUUUUCUUUUGAAAACAAGGACAUUUCUAAGUGACCCCAAACUUUUGAACGGUAGUGUAUAUAUCCCAAUUCCCCAGAGCAGUGAUUGGGGACAUUGCCCUGUGUAGGGUGCCGUCUUUCAGAUGGGACGUUAAAAUGGGUGUCCUGACUAUCUGUAGCCACUAAAGAUCCCAUGGCACUUAUCGUAAGAGUAGGGGUGUAAACCCUGGUGUUCUAGCUAAGUUCCCAGUCUGACCAUCAUGGCCACCUAAUCAUUCCCAGCUUCCAAUUGGCUCAUUCCUCUCCCCUGUAACUAUUCCCUAGGUUGUUGCUGUAAAUUAUAAUAUGUCAACUUACCUGGUAAAAUAAGGGAUACAAAUUAAUGAACAUACUGUAUUGAAUGUCUUUUGCAUAUCCAAUGAUAAUGAAUUUAGGAUUGUGAUUCUGUUUUAAACUACAUUUUCUUUCUUCCAUUUCCUGUCCCAGGUGAGGUGGGCAUGUUCAUGGCAGAGGUGACCCCAGGGGGUGUGGCCGAGAGGGCAGGGGUCAAGGCCAACGACCGUCUGAUAGAGGUCAAUGGGGAGAACAUGGAGAAUGCCACUCAUGACCAGAUAGUAGAGAAGGUCAGAAUUCACCCCAUAUUUACACUACUCUGUGGUAAACUUUAAGUUCAAUAUCUGUACUUUUAUUCUAUAGCCUGUCAACACAUUAUGUUCAAAUCAAAUGUUAUUUGUCACAUACUUUGUAAACAACAGGAGUAGACUAACAGUGAAAUUCUUACGGGGCCUUCCCAAUGCAGAGAAAGAAAAAGAGAAAUAGAAAAAUAAUAAGGAAUAAAUACACAAUGAGUAACAAUAACGUGGCUAUAUACACAGGGUACCAGGACCGAGUCGAUGUGCAGGGGUACGAGGUAAUUGAGGUAUAGGUAGGGAAAAAGUGACUAGGCAACAGGAUAGAUAAAGAGUAACAGCAGCGUAUGUGAUGAGUCAAAACAGCUAAUACAAAAAGGGUCAAUGCAGAUAGUUAAAUAGUUAACCAAUAGCUACCUGGAAUAACUAUUUAGCAGUCUUAUGGCUUGGGUGUAGAAGCUGUUCAGGGUCCUGUUGGUUCCAGACUUGGUGCAUAGGCACCGCUUGCCGUGCGGUAGCAGAGAGAACAGUCUGACUUGGGUGGCUGGAGUCUUUUUAGGGCCUUCUGACACCGCCUGGUAUAGAGGUCCUGGAUGGCAUGGAGCUCGUCCACAGUGAUGUACUGGGCCAUACGCACUACCCUCUGUGGCGCCUUGCGGUCGAAUGCCAAGCAGUUGCCAUACCAAGCGGUGAUGCAGCCAGUCAAGAUGCUCUCAAUUGUGUAGCUGUAGAACCUUUUGAUGAUCUGAGGGCCCAGGGCCCAUGCCAAAUCUUUUCAGCCUCCUGACCAGGGAAGAGGCAUUGUCAUGCCCUCUUCACGACUGUGUUGGUGUGUGUGGACCAUGACAAUUCCUUAGUGAUGUGGACUCACUCAGAAUGCAGGAGUUGGGACAAUGAUAAUUUGGCAAAUCAGAGUUUUCCUGAUUCCAUCUUUGUUCUAAGGGCAGCUUUGCCUUGAGGGCAGAAACAAAUGUGAUCGGUCAAGUUAAGGAAAGAUACACUACCAGUCAAACGUUUGGACACACCUACUCAUUCAAAGCUGUCAUAAAGGCAAAGAAGUGGCUAUUUGAAGAAUCUCAAAUAUAAAAUAUAUUUUGAUUUGUUUAACACUUUUUUGGUUACUACAUGAUUCCAUAUGUGUUAUUUCAUAGCUUUGAUGUCUUCACUAUUAUUCUACAAUGUAGAAAAUAGUAAAAAAUAAAGAAAAACCCUUGAAUGAGUAGGUGUCCAAACUUUUGACUGGUACUGUAUGUCAUAACGAGUCUUUAUUCUACAUGUCUAUUCUUCACAAUUCAUUUCUAUCUGAACAUUCUUUAACAUUGCACCAUCCUUAAAGAGCCCCUGUUGUGACCUCUGUCAGGUCAAGGCAUCAGGCGGCAGAAUCAUGUUUCUACUGGUGGACGAAGACACAGACAAGUUCUACAAGAACAAACACAUCAGGCUAGGUGCGGGGCUAGCCACAGUGAAGUUCCUCCCACUGAAGCCACGCAUUGUAGACUUGGUCAAAGGAUCAGACGGCUAUGGAUACUUCCUUAAGGCCGAGCCUAACAAGACAGGUGUGUGUGCUUGUGUGGUGGGUGAAUUUUGAAAACUUGGUUACACUUUACUUAAAGCCAACCGUUAUAAUGCAUUAAGAUGUGGUUAUAAUGCCUUUUCAGAAUCUAUUAAUCCCUUAUAACAACACAUCUACUAAUAGCCACAUAGGAUCAUCACUAUUAGACUAUUCACCAACAACAAUAGCCAUCAGUCUGCAUCAUUUUACACAAUAACAACAUCUACUGUAAAUAUCGUCCUAUCUGCAGGCCACUUCAUCAAGGACAUUGACAGGGGCAGCCCAGCUGAUAGGGCGGGACUAAAGGAGAUGGACAGACUGGUUGCCGUGGAGGGAGAGGAAGUGGACAGCUGCAGCCAUGAGCAGGUGGUGGACAGGAUCAGGCAGUGUGGCAACAAGUGCUGCCUCCUGGUGGUCGAUGAAGACACUUACACGCUCUACAAGAUGGUGAGUUGUCUGGGAGAAAUCUUUCCUGUUGGAUUUAGGAAAUAAAUGUAUUUAAAAUGACAGUCAAAGGAGUUAGCUAAAGCACAUAGGCCUACAAAUCUGGGCCCAUAUUCACAAAGUGUCUCAGAGUAGGAGUGCUGAUCUAGGAUCAGUUUUGUCCUUUGGAUUAUAAUGAAUGAGAGGGGGGAGCUGAUCCUGAUGAGUACUCUGAGAAACAUUGUGAAUACCCUGUGAAAGUAACCGCCUCUUCCACUUUAAUUCCGGAUCAUGUCGCCUAAUCUUUUAAUAAUACUAUUAAAUUACAUUUGUUGAGUGCUUUUUAUUUUCAAUCACAAAGCUAUUUCGUACAGGCUUCACAAUUAUAUCAUUUAAGAUAUAAAAGUAUGUGUGUUAUUGGAUUAAUUUACCAGAUGCCUUUUAUAAAGUUUUUGCGCUUAAAUCCACUGCGCUACAUUUUUGCCCUUUGUUGAAAAACUGUUGAAAAACUUCAAGGCUGAGGGGCCUUGAGGGGGGUCAUUUCCUGGUAACUAUCAUAGCAUAUAUUACAGCCUCAGGAAGUGGCCAGAGAGACAGGGGGGCAGUGAAGAAGACUACAGUGGGGAUUGAGAUGUAGGUCUGAGAUUAAUUGUGAUAUUCCACAGGGAGGCGUGUCUCCUCUUUUCUACUUGGAAGAGAUGGGAUACCUCCUUCCAGCGAGCCCUCCACCUAGCUACCCAGAGUGCGUCCCAGCCCUUCCCCCAGCCCCAGUUACCACAGCCCUCCUCAAGCUGUGUAAGAUGGAGAAGACCUCCGCCGGGUACGGCUUCCACCUCAACGGUAUCCAGGGGGUCUGUGGCCAGUACAUCAAAGAAGUAAGUACAAUGUACAGAGCACCUACUAUAUCCAAUGGGUAGCCAAACGGACAAGAGAAUGCAUCCCAAAUACAUGAACUAUACAAGACUGUCAAUCAGAUAUGGGAAAGAUCAAGGGAACAAAGCACAUGCUAACCUCAAUUUCAUACACUACAUGACCAAAAGUAUGUGGACACCUGCUCGUCGAACAUCUCAUUCCAAAAUCAUGGGCAUUAAUAUGGAGUUGGUCCCCCUUGCUGCUAUAACAGCCUCUACUCUUCUGGUAAGGCUUUCCACUAGAUGUUGGAACAUUGCUGCGGGGACUUGCUUCCAUUCAGCCACAAGAGCAUUAGUGAGGUCGGGCAUUGAUGUUGGGCGAUUAGGCCUGGCUCGCAGUCGGCGUUCCAAUUCAUCCCGAAGGUGUUCGAUAGGGUUGAGGUCAGGGCUUCUUCCACACCGAUGUCAACAAACCGUUUCUGUAUGGACCUCGCUUUGUGCACGGGGCAUUGCCAUGCUGAAACAGGAAAGGGCCUUUCCCAAACUGUUGCCACAAAGUUGGAAGCACAGAAUUGUCUAGAAUGACAUUGUAUGCUGUAGUGUUAAGAUUUCUCUUGCUCCAGAGUCCAAUGGCGGCGAGCUUUACACCACUCCAGCCGACGCUUGGCAUUGCGCUUGGUGAUCUUAGGCUUCUGUGCGGCUGCUUGGCCAUGGAAAUCAAUUUCAUGAAUCUCUUGACGAACAGUUCUUGUGCUGACGUUGCUUCCAAAGGCACUCGGAUGUCCCAUUCUGUGAGCUUGUGUGGCCUACCACUUUGCGGCUGAGACGUUGUCGCUCCUAGACGAUUCCAUUUCACAAUAACAGCACUUACAGUUGACCGGGGCAGCUCUAGCAGGGCAGAAAUGUGACGAACUGACUUGCUUGAAAGGUGGCAUCCUAUGACGGUGCCACGUUGAAAGUCACUGAGCUCUUCAGUAAGGCCAUUCUACUGCCAAUGUUUGUCUAUGGAGAUUGCAUGGCUGUGUGCUCGAUUUUAUACACCUGUCAGCAACGUGUGUGGCUGAAAUAGCCGAGUCCACUAAUUUGAACGGGUGUCCACAUACUUUGUGUACCUCUGAAUCACUGUCAACUGUUUACAUUCCAAACCAUUCACAACUCAGCUCACCCCUUGCGGUGUUCUCUCACUUAGGUGGUGAAGGGCGGAGCUGCGGACAGGGCGGGUAUGGAGGAUGAUGACAUUGUGGUGGAGGUGGAUGGUGUAAACGUGGAGCAGAGCAGCCACGAGCAAGUGGUGGGGUUGAUCCGUAAGAGCGGCAGCUCACUGGUGCUCCUAGUGGCUGGGAAGCAGGCCUACCACCACUUCAAAUCCAAAGGGGUGGCCAUCACACCACAGCUCCUCACACCCGCACCAACAUCCAGAUCCCCAUCCCCACCCCACUCCCCAGCCCGAAGACACACACCAGCCCAAAUAGACACACCAGCCACCCUGGAGGAAGUCAGAGAGGAGGAGGAGGAGGAGGAGGAGGAAGCUAAGCCAGACACCCCACCACCCCAGACACGAGAGAGAGUGAGUGACAUAACAGAAAUAUGCUCGAGUGCCUUGGUAGCUUCUGAACUAGAUCCAAAUGAGUCUGAAUGUAUAGACUAAAACCAAAAGUAUUCAAAAGCAAGUUAGUAUCAAUUGUAUUUACCCACAAUUCUAUUGCAGACAAUUAUUUGACUGUCUUUCUCUCCCUUAGACUCCAUCUGUGUCUUCAGCAGCAUCAUGCUCGAGUGUUGAUGAGAGACUCUGA